Messenger RNA from Fundulus heteroclitus (mummichog), 1102 nucleotides. RefSeq lists its product as uncharacterized. Gene Ontology annotation, cellular component: external side of plasma membrane. The transcript has 3 exons. Gene Ontology annotation, biological process: cellular response to lipopolysaccharide; T cell costimulation; positive regulation of T cell proliferation. The record is from RefSeq and is a predicted model, not a curated record. The coding region runs from base 228 to 1040 and encodes 270 amino acids. NCBI's taxonomy places the organism in Eukaryota, Metazoa, Chordata, Actinopteri, Cyprinodontiformes, Fundulidae.
ACUCCUUGUGACUGAGGUGGUUCUCUCCUGGAGUUUUACUGAGGCUCCAUUACUGUGAACAUCAACAUGAUCAUUUCUCCUGCUGUCUGUGCAGCUGAUCUUUUGUGUUUUUCUCAGUCUACAAGGUGGAGGUGGAUUCAGGAGUGGAGUCUGUUCUGCUGCCCUUUAAAACUACAGUCAGUCUGACUGGAGGUGUCACAGUAACGUGGAGAAACAACAGUGGCAGGAUGGUCCACAGUAAUCGCUCUGAAGACGAUCAACAACACUGGCAGUAUGAAGACAGAACAGAGAUGAAGUCUGGAGACUUCAGUCUGACCCUGAAGAACCCCACAGUCAGAGACUCAGGAACCUACAGCUGCACCGUCUAUGAUGACAAGUCAGGAACAAUCCUGGCUAAGAAACAAGUGCUGCUCAAGGUCAAAGUCUACAAGGUGGAGGUGGAUUCAGGAGUGGAGUCUGUUCUGCUGCCCUUUAAGACUACAGUCAGUCUGACUGGAGAAGUCACAGUAACAUGGAGAAACAACAGUGGCAGGAUGGUCCACAGUAAUCGCUCUGAAGACGAUCAACAACACUGGCAGUAUGAAGACAGAACAGAGAUGAAGUCUGGAGACUUCAGUCUGACCCUGAAGAACCCCACAGUCAGAGACUCAGGAACCUACAGCUGCACCAUCUGCAGCAGACAGUCAGGAACAAUCCUGGCUAAGAAACAAGUGCUGCUCAAUGUUGAAGUCUACAAGGUGGAGGUGGAUUCAGGAGUGGAGUCUGUUCUGCUGCCCUUUAAGACUACAGUCAGUCUGACUGAAGAAGUCACAGUAACGUGGAGAAACAACAGUGGCAGGAUGGUCCACAGUAAUCGCUCUGAAGACAGUCAACAACACUGGCAGUAUGAAGGCAGAACAGAGAUGAAGUCUGGAGACUUCAGUCUGACCCUGAAGAAACCCACAGACAGAGACUCAGGAACCUACAGCUGCACCGUCUGCAGGAGACAGUCAGGAACAACCCUGGCUAAGAAACAAGUGCUGCUCAAUGUUGAAGGUUAGUAUUAUAAAUAUAGGUCACAUUUUAUUCAUGAUAAUAUCUUUAACAAUAGGUGAAUUGUUCA